Molecule: messenger RNA, 614 nt
Organism: Diachasma alloeum
Lineage: Eukaryota; Metazoa; Arthropoda; Insecta; Hymenoptera; Braconidae
Product: LIM and SH3 domain protein Lasp
Exons: 4
Coding region: 78-614 (178 amino acids)
Cellular component (GO): focal adhesion
Molecular function (GO): actin filament binding
Source: RefSeq, a predicted model, not a curated record
CCAGAACAGUAUUUCCUGGAGUUUCUCGCGUAUCACCGAUAUGGCACAAACAAUGCUUCAAGUGCCAGGGAUGUGGAAUGACGUUAAAUAUGCGUACCUACAAAGGAUUCAAUAAACAGCCAUAUUGCGAGGCGCACAUACCAAAAGCGAAAGCAACUACCAUGGCAGAGACACCUGAGCUAAAGCGCAUAGCAGAGAACACAAAAAUCCAAAGUAAUGUGAAAUACCAUGCGGAAUUCGAGAAAGCAAAGGGGAAAUUUACUCAAGUGGCAGACGAUCCCGAGACCCUGAGGAUCAAACAGAAUAGCAAAAUCAUUUCAAAUGUUGCAUACCAUGGUGAGCUUCAGAAAAAGGCGAUUAUGGAGCAGAAGAGAACGAUGACAGGUGAAAACGGUGAACAAAUAGAGUACGUAGAAUACACAGAUGAAACACUAGCCCCGGCAACUAGCGUUAAUGCAAAUACAGUGCCGGCAAGAACGGCCAGCCCUAUACAGAGAACACCCGGAAGAAUUGCUGAUUACGACCCAUUGACUGAGGCGAGACCUAGUCCUUACUCUGCGCGACAAGCCGCAACAACAGUUAUUUAUACCAGCGACAGGGGUGCAGGUGCGUAA